AUGCUUCCUGCGGCAGCGAGCUUCCAACGAAUCAUCCUCGUAGAUCCUGCAUUAUGCCCACCCUCCGAUUGCAGCCAACCCAUCCAUCCCUUGUCCCGAAUCCUGGGGUAUCCGUCUGCCGGUCGUCCUAGCCCCAAAGUGGGUUCGGUCGAUGUGGAGGAGCCUCUUGCCUUCUUACCCACUUGGCCUCCUCACGGACACGUUUGUGUCGUCGGUCGUCGGUCGUUGAGAAAGAUCUACCACUAA
This is a messenger RNA of Colletotrichum lupini, 246 nucleotides long. RefSeq lists its product as uncharacterized. Bases 1 to 246 code for a protein of 81 amino acids. Lineage: Eukaryota; Fungi; Ascomycota; Sordariomycetes; Glomerellales; Glomerellaceae. The transcript has a single exon. The record is from RefSeq and is a predicted model, not a curated record.